Messenger RNA from Cuscuta epithymum, 2609 nucleotides. NCBI's taxonomy places the organism in Eukaryota, Viridiplantae, Streptophyta, Magnoliopsida, Solanales, Convolvulaceae. The record is from the annotation of a GenBank genome assembly.
CUGCGUCUAGCAGUCCAGCUGUAGAAGCGCGUUGCCCAUUCCCCCGCGUAUCAUCAGCCCAUAUUUUCCAUUGAUGAAACGAAAUCAAAGUCCAGAACUUUACUUCAAGCUUCCAUCAUCACCGGGAUGGAGGCACUCAACCUGCCCUUGGCACUCUUUGUUUCUACGUUUCUCCUACUUUUCACUCUCGUCUCCCCAUCCUUCUCCCCUGUCGACCACUACCUCAUCAAUUGCGGGUCCCACGGCAGCACCGUCGACCUGGACCACCGCCGCUUCGACGGAGACGGGCCGUCGAACUCCAAUUCGCCUCUGCUUUCUCCAUCCAAGUCGGUCUUACUAGCCGACUCGAACCCUCUUCCCGGAACAUCCCCGAUCUACCACACGGGUCGGGUCUUCACCCAACCAUCGAAGUACGUUUUCCGCAUCCGAGAUCCGGGUGCUCAUCUGGUACGCCUCCAUUUCCAGGUACUCAACGCGGGCCUCGAUUACUCAAAUGCCCAGUUUUACGUUUUGGCGAAUGAAUAUCUAUUGUUCAAUAGUUCUAGCAUUGAAACUGCUUGGAAUUUCGCGGUGAUCAAAGACUACGUAAUUAGGGUUGAUUCGGAUAAGCUAGUGAUCACCUUCGGCCCUGUGGGAAAAUUGAAAUUUGCAUUUGUCAAUGCCAUUGAAGUUAUCUCAGCUCCAAAAGAUUUGAUUGCAGAUGUGGCUCAGUAUGUUAGUUUUGAGAAAAACGAGCCUAUUAGUGGCAUGUUAAAAAGCGCCUUAGAAACUGUAUAUAGAAUUAAUGUGGGAGGCAAGAAAGUAACCCCUUUCAAUGACUCUCUCUGGAGAACUUGGCUUCCUGAUGAUGAGUAUCUCUUGAAGUCCAGUGAUGUCUCUUCAAAGGUCUACUAUGGUGGUCAUAUACAAUACCAUAUCGGAGGGGCGAGCCGAGAAGUGGGCCCCGAUAAUAUGUAUAACACGGCACGGAUAAUAAAAAGUCUAGAUGACUCUAUACCGGACAGGAACAUCUCAUGGGCAUUUCCGGUGGAUGAGGGUUUUAAGUACUUGGUGCGAACACACUUUUGUGAUAUUAGUAGCCUUGCACGUGGUUUGCUGUAUUUCAAUGUCUAUGUUAACGGAUACUUGGCAUAUGAAAACAUGGAUCUCACUACGAUCACCAGUGGUAUGCUGGCAUCACCAUUUUAUGCCGACUUUGUUGUUGACGGGGGCAUUUCUGGUAUUCUGUCCGUUAGUGUGGGGCCAUCCAAUAUGAGCUUGACACGAGCUGUGGAUGCGAUUCUUAACGGAGUUGAGGUCAUGAAGAUUAACAACUCGAUGGGUAGCUUUGAUGGCGAGGUGUGUGCGGGUUAUGUCUUAAGGAACUGGGGGAGAAGGAAUGUCGGUUUUACCCUUCCGCUGUUAGCUGCUGCAGUUCUCUUGCUGGUAAUAGCAGCAAGUUUGGCUGUGAAGAGGAGUUAUAGGUUCAGAGAUUCAAUGGCUUGGUCAAGGUUACCUGUGGAGGUUCCUCACGCCUGAUCAAAGUUCAACAGCAAUCAAUUUUCAUCCAACAAAGUUUGAUGUUGUUAAGAUAAUAGACUCCAGUAAGUACAGUGUGAUUGAUAUCUUUACUGUGUAAUUUGGCUGUUUUGAAGCCAAAGUAAUUGUAGGUAAUAGGUAUGCAAUGAAACAAAUGGUUUGUAUUUUGAUAUUUGUAUAUGGUUUCAUUUAAAUGCGCUGUUUCGUGGAGGUAAAAUCAUUUUGUAAUUUCACAACUCAAUUCAGAAGUCAACGAAGGCUUGAAGAGAACUGGAAAGCCAAUGCAGGUGCACAAAUGAAUGAAUAUUGGUCGAUAAGAUAGUUUGAUCUCACUUAGUGUGUGAAAUUAACCCCCCUUCGCAUUUGUGAAUAAGUCAUGCCUUUAGCCCCAGUGUGCGACUUCCAAUAUUAUUGAACUUUUCAUUGGCAGAAUUAUCCAAUACACCGGUAAUGGAUUUAAAGAGGCCCAUUACAACCACGAAGCCACGAAGGUGAUAUCAACCGGGUGUUUCGGGGGAUGGUGGGGCCGACUCGGGCAUCGGGCGGACUGAUAGGCCAUUUAAAGUGGAACUAAGUCGUGCUGAUUUUUGUGUUCAGAUUCACAAUCUAUCCUCGGAAUUUGUGAUGGAGGAGGUUGUGAAACUACAUUAUCUUGUACUCCCUCCGUUUCGCAAUCAAAGUCACACUUUCCUUUUUUGGAUGUGCAAAAAUAAAAGUCACACUUCCUAUUUAGGAAAGAAAUCUAUAUUAAUACAGUACAAAACAGUGCAAAAUAGUGUCAUACAGUGCAAUACAGUGUCAAAACAGUGUACUUUGUCCCUCAGAAUUUUUUCCCCCUUAGUCUUUAUGAAAUCAACAUGUAACUAAAUUGUGAAACGGAGGGAGUAAUAUGUUGUCAGCUUGCGAGGCUACAAGACUAAUGCUGCCAUAGCUCAUUAGUUCACAAUCUUUUAUGUAAUAUAUAUAUAUAUAUAUAUAUAUAUAUAUAUAUAUGCUACAAGAUCAAAAGACUACCUGGUUGACGGUGGAGAAUUAGUAGGCAAUAAUAUCUUUGUUGGAGUUCAUAAUAUUUACAAAUUGCAUUCUCUUUC